This is a messenger RNA of Solanum tuberosum (potato), 1607 nucleotides long. Its product is annotated as crocetin glucosyltransferase, chloroplastic-like. The transcript is spliced from 2 exons. The record is from RefSeq and is a predicted model, not a curated record. Lineage: Eukaryota; Viridiplantae; Streptophyta; Magnoliopsida; Solanales; Solanaceae. Gene Ontology annotation, molecular function: quercetin 7-O-glucosyltransferase activity; quercetin 3-O-glucosyltransferase activity. The coding region runs from base 109 to 1530 and encodes 473 amino acids.
GAGUCUUACAAGUCAAUGAUUUCUCUAACACAAUACUAAAGUCUACUUUCAUUCAUUUGUCCUCGAACUUUGAACUUAGGUUCUAUUUUUAAGUUUGUGAGUGUAAAAAUGGUGCAACCCCAUGUCCUCUUGGUGACAUUUCCCGCACAAGGUCAUAUCAAUCCAUCUCUUCAAUUUGCCAAGAGGCUAAUCAAAAUGGGCAUUGAGGUGACAUUCACCACUAGCAUUUUCGCCCAUCGUCGUAUGGCGAAAACCGCGGCUUCCACCGCACCCAAGGGCUUAAACUUGGCGGCAUUCUCUGAUGGAUUUGAUGAUGGUUUCAAGUCUAACGUGGAUGAUUCUAAAUGUUACAUGUCGGAGAUAAGAAGUCGUGGGUCUCAAACAUUAAGGGAUAUCAUUCUGAAGAGUUCAGACGAGGGACGUCCUGUCACGUCCCUCGUCUACACUCUUCUGCUACCUUGGGCAGCUGAGGUAGCGCGUGAACUCCACAUUCCAUCCGCGUUACUAUGGAUUCAACCAGCAACUGUGCUAGACAUAUACUACUAUUACUUCAAUGGCUAUGAGGAUGAAAUGAAGUGUAGCUCAAAUGAUCCAAAUUGGAGUAUCCAAUUACCAAGGCUUCCAUUACUAAAAAGCCAAGAUCUUCCAUCCUUUUUAGUUUCAUCUAGCUCUAAAGAUGAUAAGUAUAGUUUUGCUCUACCAACAUUUAAAGAGCAACUAGACACAUUAGAUGGUGAAGAAAAUCCAAAGGUACUUGUGAAUACAUUUGAUGCAUUAGAGCUAGAGCCACUCAAAGCUAUUGAAAAAUACAAUUUAAUUGGAAUUGGACCAUUGAUUCCUUCAUCAUUCUUGGGUGGAAAAGAUUCAUUGGAAUCUUCAUUUGGUGGUGAUCUUUUUCAAAAGUCAGAUGAUGACUACAUGGAAUGGUUAAACACAAAACCUAAAUCAUCAAUUGUUUAUAUCUCAUUUGGGAGUCUAUUAAAUUUAUCAAGAAACCAAAAGGAGGAGAUUGCAAAAGGGUUGAUAGAGAUUAAAAGGCCAUUCUUAUGGGUAAUAAGAGAUCAAGAAAAUAUAAAAGAAGUAGAAAAAGAAGAAGAGAAAUUAAGUUGCAUGAUGGAAUUAGAGAAGCAAGGGAAAAUAGUACCAUGGUGUUCACAACUUGAAGUCUUAACACAUCCAUCUUUAGGAUGUUUUGUCUCGCACUGUGGAUGGAAUUCGACUCUGGAGAGCCUGUCGUCAGGCGUACCUGUGGUGGCAUUUCCUCAUUGGACAGAUCAAGGGACUAAUGCAAAAUUGAUUGAAGAUGUUUGGAAGACAGGUGUCAGGAUGAGAGUGAGUGAAGAUGGUGUGGUUGAGAGUGAAGAGAUAAAAAGGUGCAUAGAAAUUGUAAUGGAUGGUGGAGAAAAAGGAGAAGAAAUGAGAAAGAAUGCACAAAAAUGGAAAGAAUUGGCAAGAGAAGCUGUGAAAGAAUGUGGAUCUUCAGAAGUGAAUCUAAAAGCUUUUGUUCAAGAAGUUGGCAAAAGUUGUUGAAAAAUUAAAUUUCUUGAUGAGAAAUUGUUUCCUAAUUGUAAUUUUCUUUUUUUUUUCACAAUAAAAUUUGGAGUUAU